UGCAGACAUUUGAAAGAUAAAGUAAGCAAAGCUGCAAAGUUUGCGUGAUAACUAGAAAAUGAGUGAAGCCGCAUCUCCUAAAAAGAUCGCUAAGAAAUCGACUCCCAAAAAGCCUGCCGAUCAUGCUCCGUACAAGGCCAUGAUUGUUGAUGCCAUCAACUCGCUUAAAGAACGCAAAGGAUCGUCCAGACAAGCCAUCGCCAAGCACGUUAAAGCCAACAACAAGGUAGGCGACAAUGUCGAUUCGCAAGUGAAGAUUAAUCUUAAGCGAAUGGUCGUUGCUGGUGAGCUGGUACAAGUGAAAGGUGUUGGCGCAUCCGGUUCGUUUAGAGUUGCUGCCAAGCCUAAGGCGGCUAAGAAGAAGAGUCCCGCUGCUGCUGCAACCGUUAAAAAAGCCAAGAAAGAAAGCAAAGAAGUAAAGAAAAGCACGCCAAAAAAGAAAGCCGCUCCGACAAAAAAGGUGACAGCAGCCAAAGAAAAAGCGAAAAAACCGAAAGAAAAAGCAGCUAAGAAGACGCCAGUGAAAAAGAGCGCCCAAAAGCCGUUGGCAGCAAAAAAACCUGCAGCCAAGAAAGCCAAAGCAACUCCAAAGAAGAAAGACCACCGCCAGCGAAGAAGACCACCGCCAAAGUCGAGAAGAAAUAAGUUCGACUUGCCCUUUCAUGUUAAACGGCUAUUUUCAUAGCCACACAUCUUUCUAAAAACACGAGCAUAGGCAUAUAGAACAGAUAACGAUUUGUUGGUUGCGAUCAAAUCCUGCGUCGUUGUUCAUCGUAAAGUAAAAAAGAUUUGCGUAAAGUAAAAAAGGGUGUCUGUUAGAUCAGGGAGGUUUCACGGGAUUCAGAUAUCUGCGAAAAAAAAAACAAAAAAAAAAAACAGGUAGUUAUCAGCGAGAAUGGCUCGUCCUCAAACUUACGCAAGACUUAUGCAAGUUAACCGACAAUUUUAUUAGGCAGAUUUUUCUUCAUACUUUGUUAUGUGAAACGUUUACGUUUUUGCAAUGAAAGAGCGUUUUUUUCUAAGAGGAUCCAAGUCUAAUAAAA
This is a messenger RNA of Hydra vulgaris (swiftwater hydra), 1043 nucleotides long. Its product is annotated as histone H1-delta-like. The record is from RefSeq and is a predicted model, not a curated record. Gene Ontology annotation, molecular function: structural constituent of chromatin; nucleosomal DNA binding; double-stranded DNA binding. Lineage: Eukaryota; Metazoa; Cnidaria; Hydrozoa; Anthoathecata; Hydridae. Gene Ontology annotation, biological process: nucleosome assembly; negative regulation of DNA recombination; chromosome condensation. Gene Ontology annotation, cellular component: nucleus; nucleosome.